This is a messenger RNA of Condylostylus longicornis, 1495 nucleotides long. Its product is annotated as phospholipase A1-like. Lineage: Eukaryota; Metazoa; Arthropoda; Insecta; Diptera; Dolichopodidae. The record is from RefSeq and is a predicted model, not a curated record. The coding region runs from base 1 to 1407 and encodes 468 amino acids. The transcript has 4 exons. Gene Ontology annotation, biological process: lipid metabolic process. Gene Ontology annotation, molecular function: lipase activity.
AUGUAUGGAAUUCACCAGGUAACUAAAGAACCAUGGAUUAAAUUUUGGAUUGAUUGUGAAAAAUUAUGUUAUUAUGAUGUUAAAAGAGAGGGCAAAUCUGAAAAUGAUAUCAUAAAUGUUAAUAAAGCUCUUAUAUUAACUAUUGGACAAAUUCAAAAUAAAGAUCAAAAUAAAUCCAUACCAAUCGAAAUUUCAAAAAUGAGAUUUUAUGAUUAUUCUCGAAUGCCAAAUUCAACAAUGUGUGAGUAUAUCGGAAAACCUCUAGAUAUUGAAGAUUUUGAUUACUAUGAUGAAAGUUUUCCGACAACAAUUGAAAACUUUAUUACUUCGUCCACACCAGCGCCAACACAUACUCAAACUCAUAAUAAUCAUAUAUUAAUUGCAAUAUCUUUUGUAGGAUUUGUUUGGCGUCUAUUAAUUUUUGGAAUUGGCUGGAGUCACAGUUUACCAUUACAACAGAAUUUAUCACUUUACAAUGAUGAUCAAGAUUCAUUUUGGGAUAAAAUCGAUUUAGAAGAAUUAAAUUUAUCAUGUAAACCUUUAUGUGAUCCGGCCAAUGGUGAUGUUGAUGUUAAAUUUUAUUUGUAUACCAGAAAAAAUCCGUCAGUUGAAGAAAAACAAGAAUUAAAAUCUAGUGAUUCUGAGACAAUCAAGAAUUCGAAUUUUAACUAUCGGAAACCAACAAGAUUUAUUAUACACGGCUGGAAUAAUAAUUAUGGAUCAUCAGUAAAUAGAGUUAUAACCGAAGCAUAUCUUCAUAAAGAUGAUUAUAAUGUUAUUGUAUUAGAUUGGAGCUCUUGUUCAAAAACAAUAAAUUAUUUUGCAGCUAGAUGUUGUGUUGAUAACGUUGGAAAGCAACUUGCUAAAUUAAUAGAUAUUUUAAAUGAAAAACAUAAACUUAAAUUUCAACAAAUUAAAUUAAUUGGUCAUAGUUUAGGAGCUCAUGUAGCAGGUUUUGCUGGAAAAAAUAUCAAAAGAGGAAAACUUCCUUCAAUUAUUGGUUUAGAUCCAGCACUACCAUGUUUUAAAGUUGAUGCAAUUGAUGAACGUUUAUCUGCUGGUGAUGCAGAAUAUGUUGAAACAAUUCAUACAAAUGCUGGUAUAUUAGGAUUUUUUAAUCCAAUUGGUAUAGCAUCAUUUUAUCCAAAUGGUGGAACAAAACAACCAGGAUGUUUAAAAAUUUCAUGCUCACAUAGUAGAUCAUUUCAAUAUUAUGCUGAAUCAGUUGAAAGAGUUAAUGAAUUUAUACCAAAAAAAUGUAAUAAUAUGGAAGAAAUUAAAAAAAAUAAUUGUAAUAUAAAUGCAGAUGAUAUAAGAAUGGGUGGUAAAACAAAUAAUGAUAAAGCAGAUGGUAUAUUCAUUUUACCAACUAAUAAAGCAUAUCCUUAUGCGAUUGGAGAGCAUUAAGACUUUAAAAUAGAAAAUGUGAUAAAAAAUCUAAUGUUAAUUUUUUACAGUUAAGGUACUAAAUUUAAGAAAUUAUUUUAUUUUAUUA